AUGCCCGAGCUCUCCGGAGGGGCCCGUGGGGCUCCAGCGGGUGGAAGACCGCGUCUAGCGCCUCUGCUCGCGGACACCCAAGUCACUUGCGGAGCCCGUAAGGCCGGGCCCGGGACACGGAGCCGGAGGUGCUGGCCGGGGCGAGGCGGAGCGAACCCGCCGCCUCCCGCAGCCCCCGCCGCAGCGCCCCGCCCGUCGCCGCCCGCGGCUCACCUGCGCCCCCGCGCGCCGGGCGCGGACAGCAGGCCCCCCGCCCGGCCCGCCGCUCCCGCCGCACUCACCGCUCACUGGCGCGACUGCCCCCGGGGCCGGGGCCGGGGCGGGGGCGGCGGCAGGGGCCGGGGCCGGGGCUCGGGGCUCGCCCGGCGCAUGGGCUCCGUCCGCGGCGGGUGCGGCUCCGGCGGCGGGCGGCGGACACUCGACCCGGCCGCGCGCGCCCCGCCCCACGCCCGUCCGUCAGCCCGGCGCGGCCUGCGAUUGGCCGAGCGCGCCGGGCGCCGCCUCGCCCCGCCCCGGUUGGCCGAGAGGCCCGCCCGUCAGAGCCCCGGCCGGGCGGGGCUUCCGGGAGCCGCUCCGAGGGCGGUGCCGGCUCCGGCGGCAGGCGCGGGCCGCGGCCUGCGGGGCUGGCUGCUCGGAGCAUGGGGCCCUGGCGGGGUGGCGUCCCCGAGGGAGGCCCGGGCUUUCCCGGGAGCAGGCGGGCCUCGUGGGGAGAUAGAGACCUCGUGGCUAGGCGAGUCUGCGGCCGGGUGUGAACUGGGGCGGGGCCCUGCUCCCGGAGCCCCGCGCUGGACCCCGGGCACCUCCGCCGGGCACCGCUGCGCCUACCCCGCCCCCGGCCCUGGUCCGCGCCGCCCCCCGCAGGACCCGGAAAGGAGGCGACAGCCCGAGGGCUGACUCUCAGGGACGCAGGAGCCCGCGUCGUCAGCCCCGCGGAUGCCCCGGACCUGAGGCCGCAGAAGGGCGGAGGGGCUGCCCAGACAAGGGAAAGAACGGUGCGUCUCACGUGAGCCCAGACCUUUGCCCCUCCGGCACUAGGUGGCAACCCCACCCUCCGCGCCUCUCGGCCCCCUCCCGCCCCUGCUCUGCGCAGUUCCCGGGAGCUCAUCCCGCUGCUGGCCUCGACCCCGACGGGCCCCUGGGGGCCGCUCCCGCCUCCAGCACGG
Messenger RNA from Cervus elaphus (red deer), 1163 nucleotides. RefSeq names its product translation initiation factor IF-2-like. Bases 1 to 894 code for a protein of 297 amino acids. The record is from RefSeq and is a predicted model, not a curated record. NCBI's taxonomy places the organism in Eukaryota, Metazoa, Chordata, Mammalia, Artiodactyla, Cervidae. The transcript has 2 exons.